This is a messenger RNA of Lottia gigantea (owl limpet), 1249 nucleotides long. RefSeq lists its product as hypothetical. Gene Ontology annotation, molecular function: DNA binding. Bases 58 to 498 code for a protein of 146 amino acids. NCBI's taxonomy places the organism in Eukaryota, Metazoa, Mollusca, Gastropoda, Lottiidae. The record is from RefSeq and is a predicted model, not a curated record. Gene Ontology annotation, cellular component: nucleus. The transcript has 6 exons.
AAAUGAGUGAACUUGCAGGAAAGGGUGGGGGUUGCACAUUUAGAACACACAGCAGAAAUGGGGGACGCUUGGAAUGAAGUUACUUACCUGAGAAAAGCCCCACCAAAGGCUCAGGAAAGACGAACAACUGGGGCUGUUAAUCGAGCUAUGCAAUCCGGUGGGGUUGUUGACACGAGGAAGAAAUAUGCUGCUGCCACCAAUAAACAUGUGACAACUGAUAAAAAUACAGCUAAAUUAGAUCGAGAGACAGAAGAACUGCACCAUGAUGCUAUUGAUAGAAGUGUGGCUCAGUUGAUCCAAAAAGGACGUUCUAACAAGGGUUUAACCCAGAAAGAACUGGCUACAAGGAUCAAUGAAAAGCCGUCAGUUGUAAAUGAUUAUGAGUCCGGCAAGGCUAUUCCAGCACAAGGUAUUCUAGCCAAGAUGGAGAGGACUCUUGGCUUAAGAUUACGUGGAGCUAACAAAGGUCAACCUUUGGAACCAAAAGGUAAAAAGUGAAAAGCUUGUUAACAGUUACUCUUCUUUCGAUAUUUCAAGUGGAGAAGGAUUAUAUUAUUUUCAAAUUACUAGUUUAUAUUACUCUCUUAUAUGGCUGCAUUCGUGGAUUUUUCAUAUGAAAUAACCUAGGGAGAAGGGAAGGCUAGAUAUAGCCUGUAUACCCCAAUUAUUUGGUUGACCAGACUUGGACAGCCUUCCCUACUCCUGUAAGAAAGGAGAAAGAGAACAUUUUACUGUGAUUGGUGCUUAAUGUAAUCAAACAGACCUCAUCAUUUUGAAUUGUAUUUGAUAGAAUCAAACAGGUCAAUUUAGAAAUUAUUGAUGGAGGUUGAAUCAGGAUUGGUGUUUUUUGGAUUCAAACAUGCCCUCCAAGCAUUUAAAGAAAUUUCUUACAUCAGUGUAAAAAAGUUUUCAGUCUGAAACAAGAUUUUAGUCACUCCUAUACAUGGGAUGCAAACUGUUUUGUCUUAUGAGAUACAAUGGGCUAAUAGAAAGAUGCAUGAAUGCAAGCUUAAGGCUUCCAGGAUUGGGAAUUGUGAAUAACUAUUAUGGGAUGGUUGCUAUCUAUCAGCUAGUGUAUAAACUAUAAUGUGGAAUGAAUUUGUGAAAAUACUACAGCAAGCGUUGUGCUAUGUUCUUGUUUGUUCCAUUUGAUUUUGACAUGGCCAUGUUCGGCUUGAUUUGUCAACUUUUGGUAAUGUUCAGGUUGAUUAACAUUAUUUCAUAAUAAAAGAAUUAAUGCAUUUCAAAA